CUUCUUCAUCUUCCUGUUUCUUGUCUCAGACAUGGAGUAUAUUCAAGCUGCACCUAAGAUGCUACUACUUGCUGCUCAUGUUGGCGAACUCGAUCGAUUCAAAACAAUUGCAGCAGUGAUAGAUCAAUUUGUUAAAGAUGGAAUUCCAGGAAUAGUUAACAAUACUAAGGAUCCUGAUGGUGGUACACGUGCUAUUCAUCAUGCUGCUUUGCUUCUGGAGGGAGAGUGAACGUUCUUAAGUACUUGAUUGAAGAUAUGGAAGCUGAAAUUGAUGUCAAAGAUGGAUCAGGUAAAACUCCCCUAUUCCAUGCAGCUAUGGAAAGGCGUUUGGACGCUGUAGAAUAUCUUCUUGCAAUGGGUGCCAAUCCUGAAGUACUGGAUGAUUCAAAUAGAAGUCCUUUGCAUUAUGUCGCUGGGAGAGGACAUACAGAUGUCAUACCCUUGUUACUUUCAAAAGGUAUUAAUGUGGAUGUUAUAGCUGAUAUGGGCUCACCGCUACAAUAUGCUGCCACUGCCAGCAAACCUGAUACAGUUAAAGUUCUUCUUGACCAUGGUGCCAAUCCUAAUUUGGUAUUCCAUGAUACAUUUACUCCACUUCAGGCAUCCAUCGGUUCUCAAUCUUGGCAAUGCGCGGAGAAAUUACUGAAGGCAGGUGCUGAUCCAAAUCUUGGAGGAGAUGGAGUGAAGGCUCUGAUAGUUGCAGCUGAAGUGGGCGCAAUAGAAAUCAUCAAGGAUGAAGCUGGUGCAGCUCCAAAUGUUACAAAAACAGUAAGGGGGACGACACAAAUCAUCAAGCUACUGGUUGAAGCUGGUGCAGAUCCAAAUGUUACAAAUAUACACGGACUAAAGCCAAUAGAAAUUGUAGCUACUAUUGGCAAUCAUCGAGGUGUUGAGAUUCUUUUUCCUGUUACUUCUCCUGUUCCAUCGUAUGUUGACUGGAGCGUUAAUGGAAUAAUGAAGCAUGCAAAUUCUAAGGAGUUUGAAAAUAAGAUGAUUCGUCAAAUCAAGGAGAGUUUUCUUGUGGCUAAAUCAAGGGGAACAAGUGCAUUCCAGAGGAAGGAUUAUUGGCUGGCAUUAUAUUGGUACACAGAGGCCCUCGACAUGAAGGCUCGCGAUGCAGCUGUGCUGUCCAACAGGAGUUUGUGCUAUGUGUAUUUAAAAAAUGGAGAUCUCGCUUUUGAAGAUGCUACUCAAUGCAUAUUGGAAAGGCCAGACUGGCCUAAGGCGCAUUACAGAGCAGGCGUAGCACUGAAAAUGCUGAAAAGGCUUGACGAGGCAGCAAGUACUUUUUCCAGUGGUCUGAAACUGGAUCCUAAAAAUAAAGAGCUUGAAGAUGCAUUAAGUUCUGCACCAGGAAUGGCAUUGAAAGCUAAUAGCAAUUUUCAGCAUUUAGAUUUGGAAUGUGCACUGAAACUCAGAAGUUAUGAAGAAUGAUAAAGAACUGUAAUAAUGUUGAUU
This is a messenger RNA of Papaver somniferum (opium poppy), 1458 nucleotides long. RefSeq names its product ankyrin repeat and SOCS box protein 2-like. Gene Ontology annotation, molecular function: protein binding. Lineage: Eukaryota; Viridiplantae; Streptophyta; Magnoliopsida; Ranunculales; Papaveraceae. The record is from RefSeq and is a predicted model, not a curated record. The transcript has 12 exons. The coding region runs from base 256 to 1434 and encodes 392 amino acids.